This is a messenger RNA of Bemisia tabaci, 4441 nucleotides long. RefSeq names its product 3'-5' ssDNA/RNA exonuclease TatD. The record is from RefSeq and is a predicted model, not a curated record. Gene Ontology annotation, molecular function: single-stranded DNA 3'-5' DNA exonuclease activity. Lineage: Eukaryota; Metazoa; Arthropoda; Insecta; Hemiptera; Aleyrodidae. Gene Ontology annotation, cellular component: cytosol.
UGGCCUUGAUACAGAGACUGCUAUCAUCUUAUCACUACUUCGGCAAUGUUAUUGUUCAUACGUUGUAACUGACCGGGCGUUAAUUUAUUUCGUAUCGUAAAUUAAUGGUGCGCUUUUUCUCUCCUUUCGACUGGAAGAAUAUUCACAAUCAUGUCGAGCACAAAUUCGGAACCAGGAUCAAAUUUACAGCAGUGUUAUGAAAAUUAUGUUCUGAUUGAUGUUGGGGCUAACCUUAUCAAUAAAAAAUUCAGCAGAGACUUAGACUCAGUCAUUAAGAGAGCUAAAGAUGCAGGUGUUCAAAAAAUUAUUGUUCCGGGUGCCUCCUUGAAAUCUAGCAAAGAAGCUUUAAGGCUUGCCAGAAUUUAUCCAGGGACUGUCUAUUGCACUGCUGGUUUGCAUCCUCAUGAUGCCAAGUCUUGGGAUAGUGAAUCUUAUGCAGAUUUGAAAGAUAUUGCAAGUAAUUCAGAGUGUGUAGCCAUUGGAGAAUGUGGACUAGACUACAAUAAAGACUUUUCUCCAAUUGAAACUCAACGAGAAGUUUUUGAAAAACAGAUUGAGCUAGCCAAAGAACUGAAGAAGCCUCUUUUUAUUCAUGAGAAAGGAGCUCAUCAAGACUUGAUAUCUAUUCUUAAUAAAUAUCAAGGCGAUCUACCCCCUGUCAUAAUACACUCAUUCACAGGCUCCUAUGAAGAAGCUUUGCAGUAUAUAAAAAUGGACAUGUAUAUUGGCUUUACAGGUUUAAUUUGUAAAGAUAGCUCAAGCACUGGAGUUCAGGCCAUUCUUGAAAAUAAAGCAAUCUCUCUAGAUAGAGUUUUAGCUGAGACAGACGCACCUUUUAUGUAUCCAAAUGCUCGGGCUUCCAAGCUGCCUGACAGAGUUAAGAAGACGCUCACAGAAAGGUCAUUGAUGUUUUUACAAAGAUACUGUACUUUCCAAAGAAAUGAGCCAUGUUCGCUUCCAGCUAUCGUUGAAAUCAUAGCAGGAUUUUUAGAUAAACCUCCAGAGGAAGUGGCCUUAGCCACUGCUUUCAAUGCCUUAAAGAUUUUUGGUUUAUCUUAAGUCGUUUCAGGUCUAAUAAGUCAGUAAAAAUUCACUAUCUACAAGCUCAGCUUUAUCGAAGUUUACUCACUCGUUAAACAGUUUUAAACAAUGCAUAAUUAAUUUUUAAGAGCCCAAAGACAUUAUCGCAUGUGUAAUAAUUAACUUAUCUACUUAAUAAUCAAAGUCAUAUGUUAUAAUCAUAAAGGUGGAAGAAAGUAUUUAUUGUGAUCCCUUAUGACUCUCCUCGGAUUCUAAUGACAAUCAAUUAGAUUAAAAAAAUAAAAUAAAAAAAUAACUUUGGGUGAAUUUCAUUCAGGCACAGGUCAGUCGCCAAAAUUGCUUGAAAUCAAGUAAAUUUCAGUUCGAUUUGAAAAAGGAAAAAGCAAUCAAGCCCUUGCAAAUCAUCCUAGUAAGGGUUGGUGUUGAUCUUUUGGGUUUACAACACAGAAGUUUAAAAAGGAGGAAAAAAACGGAAGAGAAAUAUGUCAGAAUCAAGAGUUUUCAGAGGACUCUUGAAAUUCCGUAGAUUCCUGUGCCAUUUUGAUUGACUUCUUCCCUUUUACCAUCAAAAUUCAAAAUUUGCAAGGAUUUUGCAGGGAUUGGAUGUUUUUUACCUAUAUCUCCACUUUUAGCUUCACACACAUCUUUGGGUGAUGAACAAAGCAUUUGAGUGUUUUUUUUUCCCCUCCCCCUGUAAUGCAGAUCUAGACUUUUCGUGUUUUAAGGUGCAUCUCAUAAUUUACCGAAAGUCUCGCAUCACCUUAUGGAUGCUUCCUGUAUAAAGGCCAGGUAAUCAAAUGUGUCCUGACAAAUUAUCAAAGAAAUUAUAUGUAUCCUCGUGUGAAAGUACUUUCAUUGCUAAGAUGGUCAAGCUCUUAUUAGAAACACCUACUCCCAAGACAAUUCCGGGAUGUUGCAACAGCCCCAGGGACUAAAAGACAUGCAUGUUUCAGACACCAAGGGUUUUGUUUAAAGAAAAUUCAUGACAAAUGUUAGUUCAUCACACUGAAAGAGUUACUGUCCUGAACGAAAUUCUUCUUUUCUAAUUUCCUUAGUAAAAAUCAUAUAUUUUUACAAAAUUAAAAAUUGGCCACACAUUUUAAUUUGUGGUUUCUCAAAGGCUGUGAUUAAGUGCCUCUUUUUCUGAACGUUAGAUGAUAGGUUUAGUUUUAGAAUAAGAAAGAAAAACUUGUAUAGAGCAUCUUGUACAUACGCUCAUACUUACUCUGUCAAAAUUAAUUGUAACUCGUAGUUAUGUCGACUCAUUUCUAGCAAUGCCUAUAGUAUUUUAAAAUUUGGAAAUAAGAUUACAAGAGGAUAUGAUGGGUCCUCUCCUCCUAAUUGGUGGGUAUUCUGUAUGAAAGACUUGAACCUUUUAAACAAAUUGAGUUGUUAGUCAUUUUGAGUACAUCUUGUGUCAGGAUAUUUUUUGUUGAAAAAAAAAAAUGAAACACUAGAGUUUAUUUUCCAUGUCAAUGAUCAAGUUAACAAGUUCAUUUACUACUUAGUUUCUGCAAUCGUUUUAGAUUUUUAAUGCAUCAUUCUCAAAAUCCCAAUAACACUGUUUACCUUUUUUUAUCUUGCAUUUUGGAAGUAUGUAUUCAUCUUAAAAGAUGAAAUUUUAAAUGUAAUCUUGCAGCUACCUAGUAGCGGCUCAAGGAAAAUAGAAAAAUCAAUUUAUGAGCACUUUUUAUCAAGCAACUAUAUUUUAAUCUUGAGUGAAUCGAAAGUCUUACCUAUCAACAACCUCAUGUCAUUCAUGUCAAAACUGAGCCAAUAAAAUUUCUAACAGGCUCUGUCUCUUAAUUAAUUUAUCUUCUUAUUUAGAAUUGUUUUUUUAUAUAAACAUAGAUAGAGGUAAUUGUUUUAUAUAGUGGUGUUAUUUGGCUUUCAGUAACUUUAGUAUCAAUCUCAGUGAAGUCUAAUUUUUCCUUCAAUUGUGCCUUAGUACUACACUCUUUGAUUUUUUCCUGAAAAUUCCAACUCUUUUCUUUUAAGAACACCAACGAAAAAUCAAGAAGAGAGUAAGACAAUGUUGUUUAUCGACUGACUUUGAAACAUUCUUCUUGUCUUUUGAUCAUUAAUGGUACCUACAUUGGUCUUUCAUAAAAUGCAGUAUUAGGUCAUCAGCUGAAAAUCCCUUAAUAUUUCAUUUCAUGACCUAAACCCUCUAUUGCAUAGCAUUACGAAUUCGCAACAACAUGUUUUUGGGGUUUUUAAAAAUGGAAUCAUUUCUCUGUGGCAUGAUUUUGCUUUAGUUUUUUCUUUUUUUGAAUAACCGAUUCCCUAAAAUUUAAAAUUGUGAAAAAUAAUUUGGUGCUCUAUGUUUUUGAUGCGAGCUACAAAAUAGAUUAGUGUCCCCCAGAAUCUGAUAUCCAAAAUUAAUUCAUGCCACAGAGGGUUAAGCGUUGAGGAAAACAAAAUUGAUCAGUGAUAUGUACCAAUGCUCUUUGCUUAGUAUUUUGCUCAUGAACUCAACUGCUUGUACAAUUUUUAAUGGUUUUUAGAACUUGUACGAUCAUGAACCAGAAAGAGAGUGAUGAUUCAAAGACGAUCACCUCCUUAACAACUUGAAUUAAUUAUGACAUAGUUUUGUGUGUAUAAGUUACCCUUGAAGAAUGUUAGAAUUUUGAUGAAGGAUUUAGAUUUUUACCGCUCAAGAUAGACUGCUUAAUAAUUAUUUUUCAUCAAAGCAGCUAAAAUUUCGUAAGGUUGUGAAAAUGCCAAUAUUUCUUGUUUUUGUUGUACGAACUUAUUCUAAGCAUAGCUGAUUGCAAUCAGGCCUGCUCGCCUUUGCAAUUUUUAACUUCAUAAUAUUUUAUAAUUUCUUUGAGAUCAAGUAUAACUUCAUCCAAUACUUGCAGGCAUCACCUAAGUAUUUAGCUAGAUGGCGACUACUAAGUCCUCUUACCAAUACAAGAAUUGCUCAACAGUUCUGAGGAAUAAUAUGAGCGUCAUCAUCUUUUCAUUCCUCGAUUCUCUUCUCAAGAGCUUUCUAAAAUCUUUAUUUUGUUUUUUGAGGCAGUCUAUUCGGUAAUAUAGUCGUAUCUUGUUGCAAUGUUCACUGAACUAUGUUUUUCCUGAAGCAAAAUUCAUUUUUCUAAGCCUCAGCCAGUUGUUUCUCGAUAACAUGUCUUCAGAAACAAUGAUAUACUUUUAAUUCCCCUUCAAAAACAUUGUAACAAGAUCCGACUAAAAUUUCGGCCACUGGAUCAACUCUUCCUUUGUAUAAAAAAAAAAAGAUUUGUAUUGGUCAGUUGGCUUUUUCAUCUUACAUAUUCUUUCAUCCAAAGUUUUGUGCCUUUCGGUUAAUUGAAUAUUUGUUCUGUCUUAACUAUUGUCUUGAGAGUGUCCUUAUUUUUGUGAUGAUAUGAAUCAAAACAUGCUCGUAUCCUAUCAA